Messenger RNA from Cooperia oncophora, 237 nucleotides. The record is from the annotation of a GenBank genome assembly. NCBI's taxonomy places the organism in Eukaryota, Metazoa, Nematoda, Chromadorea, Rhabditida, Trichostrongylidae.
AUGGAAAGAUUCUUACAACUAUGUGAUUCUCGAGAAGAUCAAGUACCAGUUGAUGGGGAGAAUGUGAAUAUGCGAAUAGCAAAUCCGACUACAUCAGCGCAGUAUUUCCAUCUUCUCCGAAGACAGAAUGCUCAUUCAAGGGAAAAACCAGAUCUCGGUGAUGUCAUGAGCACUACAAUUCCACAUGGGAAAUCAUUGUUUUACGGUUCCGAGUCAGCUUGGAAACAUACGAUUUGA